Molecule: messenger RNA, 7221 nt
Organism: Ochotona princeps (American pika)
Lineage: Eukaryota; Metazoa; Chordata; Mammalia; Lagomorpha; Ochotonidae
Gene: SDK2
Product: sidekick cell adhesion molecule 2
Exons: 45
Coding region: 568-7089 (2173 amino acids)
Molecular function (GO): protein binding
Source: RefSeq, a predicted model, not a curated record
UUCGAGAAGAAAACUUCAGCUCCAGGGAGACCCUGCCCGUUAUGCUAGCUGCGACCCCCGAAAUUGGCACCUCUGAAGGGACCCCCACAUCCUCGUCCUCGGCCGCAGCGCUCCGCUCGGGCUGGGUCUUGGGGGCCCGGCGCCUGGAACGGUGGUGACUGCGACUGCCCGGAGAACCCGACUAGGGGGCGGGGAGGGGGCGGAGGGCGGGGAACGUGGCCGCGGGAGGAAGUUUCCCGAAGUUGUCCGUUUUUUCCGGAGCGCUGCCAGCGACCCGGCCGGACCGCCAAGACCGCCCUGACUGGGGAAAGAAGUCAGAGUCGGGGCGCCGAAGGAGAGAGGCGCCCCGAGUCCGAGACGGAGACUCGCCUUUUUCUCUUCGCUCGCCCCUCGCCUUCCGGCCGACUGGGACAGAAGAGAAGAGGACUGGAGUGGCCCAAGCUGCCGCGAGCCCGAGCUGCGUGGACUCCCGGACCAAGCCGCGGGGCACCGGACCCCAACCGGAUUAUAAAACAAAGCGGAGGGGGUGACUGAGACCCCGGAGGCCCCCUCUCCAGACUGGCCACCAUGUGGCGGCUGCUGCUUGGGACCCUGCUGGCUUUGCAUCGGAUCCCCGGGGCCGGAGCCCAAGAUGAUGUGCCCCCAUAUUUCAAGACAGAGCCAGUGAGGACGCAGGUGCACCUGGAGGGGAAUCGCCUGGUACUUACGUGCAUGGCUGAGGGCAGCUGGCCGCUGGAGUUCAAGUGGCUGCACAACAACAGGGAGCUGACCAAGUUCUCCCUGGAGUACAGGUACAUGAUCUCCAGCCUGGACCGCACCCACGCCGGCUUCUACCGCUGCAUCGUGCGGAACCGAAUGGGGGCACUGCUGCAGCGGCAAACCGAAGUGCAGGUGGCCUACAUGGGGAGCUUCGAGGAAGGAGAGAAGUACCAAAGUGUCUCCCACGGAGAAGCUGCCGUCAUCCGCGCCCCACGUAUCGCCAGCUUCCCCCGGCCACAGGUGACGUGGUUCCGGGAUGGCCGCAAGAUCCCGCCCAGCAGCCGCAUAGCCAUCACGCUGGACAAUACCCUCGUCAUCCUGUCCACUGUGGCUCCCGAUGCCGGUCGCUACUAUGUGCAGGCGGUUAACGACAAGAAUGGGGAUAACAAGACCAGUCAACCCAUCACACUUGCUGUUGGGAAUGUGGGGGGCCCUGCUGACCCCAUCGCUCCCACCAUCAUCAUCCCUCCCAAGAACACCAGCGUGGUGGCCGGGACCUCCGAAGUGACCAUGGAGUGUGUGGCCAAUGCCAGGCCCCUGAUCAAGCUGCACCUGCUCUGGAAAAAGGAUGGGGUGCUGGUGUCCGGUGGCGUCAGCGACUACAACCGCCGACUCACCAUCGCCAACCCCAGCAGCCGCGACGCUGGCUACUACGAGUGCGAGGCCGUCCUGCGUAGCAGCAGCGUGGCACCUGUCGUGCGGGGCGCCUACCUCUCCGUGUUGGAACCGCCUCAGUUCACCAAGGAGCCCGAGAGACACAUCACAGCCGAGAUGGAGAAGGUGGUGGACAUCCCUUGCCGAGCUAAAGGCGUGCCAUCACCCUCAAUCACGUGGUACAAGGAUGCGGCUGUGGUGGAAGUGGAAAAGCUGGCCCGCUUCAGGCAGCGCGGGGAUGGGGGUCUGCAGAUCAGCGGCCUGGUGCCCGACGACACUGGCAUGUUUCAAUGCUUUGCCCGCAACGCAGCCGGCGAGGCACAAACCUCCACCUACCUGGCCGUCACCAGCAUUGCCCCCAACAUCACCAGGGGGCCCCUGGAUAGCACCGUGAUCGACGGCAUGUCAGUGGUGCUGGCGUGUGAGACCUCGGGCGCACCCCGGCCAGCCAUCACGUGGCAGAAAGGGGAGCGCAUCCUAGCCAGUGGCUCCGUGCAGCUGCCCCGCUUCACGCUGCUCGAGUCGGGCAGCCUGCUUGUCAGCCCCACGCACAUCUCGGACGCCGGGACCUACACCUGCUUGGCCACCAACUCACGGGGUGUUGAUGAAGCCUCAGCCGACCUGGUGGUAUGGGCCCGGACCCGCAUCACCAAGCCCCCUCAGGACCAGAGUGUCAUCAAGGGCACCCAGGCAUCCAUGGUGUGCGGAGUGACCCAUGACCCCCGAGUGACUAUCAGGUAUGUCUGGGAGAAGGAUGGAGCCACGCUGGCCACGGACAACAACCCCCGGAUCCGCCUGGACAGAAAUGGCUCCCUGCACAUCUCGCAGACUUGGUCGGGGGACAUUGGCACCUACACCUGCCGGGUGCUCUCGGCCGGGGGAAACGACUCCCGUGGGGCCCACCUGCGUGUCAGGCAACUGCCGCAUGCCCCUGAGCGGCCUGUGGCCACCCUCAGCACAGCAGAGAAGCGGGCCGUCAACCUGACCUGGGCCAAGCCCUUCGAUGGCAACAGCCCACUGCUCCGCUACAUUCUGGAGAUGUCUGAGAACAAUGCCCCCUGGACGGUCCUCCUGGCCAACGUGGACCCUGAAGCCACCUCGGUCACCGUCAAGGGUUUGGUUCCCGCUCGCUCCUACCAGUUCCGACUAUGUGCCGUCAAUGACGUGGGAAAAGGCCAGUUCAGCAGGGACACAGAAAGGGUCUCCCUCCCUGAGGAGCCCCCCACCGCACCUCCCCAAAAUGUGAUCGCCAGCGGCCGGACCAACCAGUCCAUCAUGAUCCAGUGGCAGCCACCCCCUGAGAGCCACCAGAAUGGGCUGCUCAAAGGUUACAUCAUCAGGUAUUGCCUGGCGGGGCUGCCAGUUGGGUACCAGUUUAAGAACAUCACGGACGCCGACGUCAACAACCUGCUGCUGGAAGACCUCAUCAUCUGGACCAACUAUGAGAUCGAGGUGGCCGCCUAUAACAGCGCAGGCCUGGGUGUCUACAGCAGCAAGGUCACUGAGUGGACGCUGCAGGGAGUGCCCACGGUUCCCCCCGGCAACGUGCAUGCAGAAGCCACCAACUCCACCACCAUCCGCUUCACCUGGAACGCCCCCAGCCCCCAGUUCAUCAAUGGCAUCAACCAGGGCUACAAGCUGAUUGCCUGGGAGCCGGAACAGGAAGAGGAGGCCACCAUGGUGACCGCCAGGCCCAACUUCCAAGACAGCAUCCACGUGGGCUUCAUGUCCGGCCUGAAGAAGUUCACCGACUACUUCACCUCUGUGCUCUGCUUCACCACCCCGGGAGACGGGCCCCGCAGCACCCCCCAGCUGGUGCGCACCCACGAGGACGUGCCUGGGCCAGUGGGACACCUGAGCUUCAGUGACAUCCUGGACACCUCGCUGAAGGUCAGCUGGCAGGAGCCGGGCGAGAAGAACGGCAUCCUCACAGGGUACCGGAUUUCCUGGGAAGAGUACAACAGAACCAACACCCGCGUGACCCACUACCUGCCCAACGUGACCCUGGAGUACCGCGUCACCGGCCUCACGGCGCUCACCACAUACACCAUCGAGGUGGCCGCCAUGACAUCCAAAGGCCAGGGCCAGGUGUCCGCCUCCACCAUCUCCUCGGGGGUGCCUCCAGAACUCCCAGGAGCCCCCACCAACCUGGGCAUUUCCAACAUCGGUCCUCGUUCUGUGACCUUGCAGUUCAGGCCCGGCUACGAUGGGAAAACCUCCAUCUCCCGCUGGCUGGUGGAAGCCCAGGUGGGCGUGAUUGGGGAGGGAGAGGAGUGGCUCCUGAUCCACCAGCUCGCCAACGAGCCUGAUGCCCGUUCCAUGGAGGUGCCCGACCUGAACCCCUUCACCUAUUACAGCUUCCGCAUGCGCCAGGUCAACAUUGUUGGCACCAGCCCGCCCAGCCAGCCUUCUAGAAAGAUCCAGACUCUGCAGGCGCCCCCCGACAUGGCCCCGGCCAACGUGACGCUGCGCACAGCCAGUGAGACCAGCUUAUGGCUCCGCUGGAUGCCCCUCCCAGAGAUGGAAUACAAUGGGAACGCCGAUUCCGUGGGCUACAAGAUCAAGUACAGCAGGUCGGAUGGCCAUGGCAAGACACUGAGCCACAUGGUGCAGGACCGCGUGGAGCGGGAGUACACCAUCGAGGGCCUAGAGGAGUGGACCGAGUACCGCGUGCAGGUGCAGGCCUUCAACGCCAUCGGGAGCGGGCCCUGGAGCCAGCCGGUGCUGGGCCGGACCCGGGAGUCAGUCCCAUCGUCUGGCCCCACCAAUGUGUCUGCGCUGGCCACCACGUCCAGCAGCAUGCUGGUGCGCUGGAACCAAGUCCCAGAGGCUGACCGCAAUGGGCUGGUGUUGGGCUACAAGGUGAUGUAUAAGGAGAAGGACUCGGACUCACAGCCCCGGUUCUGGCUGGUGGAAGGCAAUUCGUCACGCAGCGCACAGCUCACAGGCCUGGGCAAGUACGUGCUGUACCAGGUGCAGGUGCUGGCCUUCACGCGCAUCGGCGACGGCAGCCCCAGCCACCCCCCGAUCCUGGAGCGCACACUGGAUGACGUCCCAGGACCCCCCAUGGGCAUCCUGUUCCCCGAGGUGAGGACCACAUCGGUGAGGUUGAUCUGGCAGCCCCCAGCAGCGCCCAACGGCAUCAUUCUUGCUUACCAAAUCACACACCGGCUCAACACCACCACGGCCAACACUGCCACGGUGGAAGUGCUAGCACCCAGUGCCCGCCAGUACACAGCCACCGGCCUCAAGCCUGAGUCUGUGUACCUGUUCCGCAUCACGGCCCAGACCCGCAAGGGCUGGGGGGAAGCCGCCGAGGCUCUGGUGGUGACCACGGAAAAGAGAGACCGGCCGCAACCUCCUAGCAAGCCCGUGGUGCAGCAGGAGGACGUCCGGGCGCGCAGCGUGCUGCUGUCAUGGGAGCCGGGCAGCGACGGGCUGUCUCCUGUGCGCUACUACACCGUCCAGACGCGGGAGCUGCCCAGCGGCCCGUGGGCACUGCACUCGGCCUCCGUGAGCCACAACGCCUCCACCUUCCUCGUGGACAGGCUCAAGCCCUUCACUUCCUACAAGUUCCGAGUGAAGGCCACCAACGACAUUGGGGACAGCGAGUUCAGCGAGGAGUCUGAGUCUCUGACCACCCUGCAGGCCGCUCCCGACGAAGCCCCCACCAUCCUCUCGGUGAUGCCGCACACCACCACCUCUGUGCUAAUCCGCUGGCAGCCACCAGCUGAGGACAAGAUCAACGGCAUCCUCCUGGGCUUCCGGAUCCGGUAUAGGGAGCUGCUCUACGAAGGUCUCAGGGGCUUCACACUUCGAGGCAUCAACAACCCGGCAGCCAAGUGGGCGGAGCUCACCUCCCUGUACUCCACGCGGAACCUGAGCCGACCUGGCCUCACCCAGUACGAGUUGGACAACCUGAACAAACACCAGCGCUAUGAGAUCCGGAUGAGUGUGUACAACGCGGUGGGCGAGGGACCCCUCAGUCCUCCCCAGGAGGUCUUUGUCGGGGAAGCCGUCCCCACGGCAGCACCCCGCAGCGUGGCUGUCCACAGUGCCACGGCCACACAGUUAGAUGUGACGUGGGAGCCACCACCACUGGAAAACCAGAAUGGAGACAUCCAGGGGUAUAAGAUUUACUUCUGGGAGGCCGAGCGGCGGAACCUCACAGAGCGGGUGAAGACACUCUUCCUAGCCGAGAACAGCAUCAAGCUCAAGAAUCUGACCGGCUACACAACCUACAUGGUCAGCGUGGCAGCCUUCAAUGCUGCGGGGGACGGGCCGCUGAGCGCCCCUGCCCGGGGACAGACCCAGCAAGCAGCCCCGAGUGCUCCCAGCUCAGUCAAGUUCAGCGAGCUGACCACCACAUCCGUGAACGUGUCCUGGGAGGCCCCGCAGUUCCCCAAUGGCAUCCUGGAGGGCUACAGGCUGGUAUAUGAGCCGUGCACCCCCGUGGACGGGGUCAGCAAGAUCGUGACAGUGGACGUGAAGGGAAGCGGCCCUCUGUGGCUGAAGGUGAAGGACCUGGCAGAGGGCAUGACCUACAGGUUCCGCAUCAGGGCCAAGACCUUCACCUACGGGCCGGAAGUCGAGGCCAACGUCACCACGGGCCCAGGAGAAGGGGCCCCAGGACCUCCAGGAGUGCCCAUCAUCGUGCGGUACAGCUCUGCCAUUGCCAUCCACUGGUCCAGCGGAGACCCCGGCAAGGGGCCCAUCACCCGCUACGUCAUAGAGGCCCGGCCCUCAGAUGAAGGCCUGUGGGACAUCCUCAUCAAAGACAUCCCCAAGGAGGUGAGCUCCUACACGUUCAGCAUGGACAUCCUGAAGCCGGGGGUGAGCUACGACUUCCGGGUCAUCGCGGUCAACGACUACGGCUUUGGCACCCCCAGCAGCCCCUCCCAGUCCGUGCCAGCCCAGAAAGCUAACCCCUUCUACGAGGAGUGGUGGUUCCUGGUGGUCAUCGCCCUCGUGGGCCUUAUCUUCAUCCUGCUUCUCGUCUUCGUGCUCAUCAUCCGUGGCCAGAGCAAGAAGUACUCCAAGAAGACGGACUCAGGGAACAGUGCCAAGUCUGGAGCCCUGGGCCAUGGGGAGAUGAUGAGCUUGGAUGAAAGCAGUUUCCCUGCUCUGGAACUCAACAACCGACGCCUGUCUGUCAAGAACUCCUUCUGCCGGAAGAACGGCCUGUACACCAGGUCCCCUCCCAGGCCCAGCCCUGGCAGCCUCCACUACUCCGAUGAAGACGUCACCAAGUACAAUGACCUCAUCCCGGCUGAGAGCAGCAGCCUGACCGAGAAGCCCUCGGAAAUCUCCGACUCUCAGGGAAGUGACAGUGAGUACGAGGUCGACCAGAACCCCCAGAAGGCCCACUCCUUCGUCAACCACUACAUCAGUGACCCCACCUAUUACAACUCGUGGAGGCGCCAGCGGAAGGACAUCUCACGGGCCCAGGCCUACAGCUACACCGAGAGCGACUCCGGCGAACCCGACCACCCCGCUGUCGCCAACAGCAACAGCGCUGGCCCACAGGGCAGCCUCUUCCGGCCCAAGGGCAGCCGGACUCCAACGCCCCAGAACGCCCCGAACCCCCCGAGUCAGCAGAGCACCCUCUACCGCCCCCCGAGCAGCCUGGCCCCCGGCUCCCGGGCUCCCAUCGCGGGCUUUUCAUCGUUUGUUUGACGUCGGCAGAGGAACGAAGGAGAAGCAACCCUGGGACCGACUGCUUCCUGCAGCACCUGCCGGAAAGCAAAAUCAACCAAGAACCCAAGUCGACUUUUCACCUCCCUAGUUUAUUUUUCCAGGGAUCCCAGG